This is a messenger RNA of Dicrocoelium dendriticum, 321 nucleotides long. The record is from the annotation of a GenBank genome assembly. Lineage: Eukaryota; Metazoa; Platyhelminthes; Trematoda; Plagiorchiida; Dicrocoeliidae.
AUGGAGUCUCAGGAGGCAUAUUACCCUAUCGCUGUCCUGAUCGAGGAGCUGCGAAAUGAGGAUGUGCACCUACGAUUGAAUAGCAUACGACAGUUGAAAACAAUCGCCUUGACAUUAGGUCCAGAGAAGACACGUUCACAGUUGAUUCCGUUUCUCAGUGAAACGGUGUGUGAUGAGGACGAAGUUCUUUUUGCUUUGGCAGAACAGUUGGGGUCCCUUGUACCUUACGUUGGUGGUCCGGAACAUGCUGAUUCUCUUUUACCUCCACUUGAGAGUCUUGCUGCGGUACGUACAUUCGUUUACUAUAUAUUGACUAAUUAA